This is a messenger RNA of Dictyostelium purpureum, 3222 nucleotides long. RefSeq lists its product as uncharacterized. The coding region runs from base 270 to 3101 and encodes 943 amino acids. Gene Ontology annotation, cellular component: membrane. NCBI's taxonomy places the organism in Eukaryota, Evosea, Eumycetozoa, Dictyosteliales, Dictyosteliaceae. The transcript has 4 exons. Gene Ontology annotation, molecular function: ATP binding; P-type divalent copper transporter activity; copper ion binding. The record is from RefSeq and is a predicted model, not a curated record. Gene Ontology annotation, biological process: copper ion homeostasis; monoatomic cation transport.
AAAAUAUAUAACAUUUAAUUAUUUUAUCUAUUUAUUUAUUUAUUUAUUUAUUAAUUAUUGUAUCACUACAAUUGUACAUAAACUAAAACAAAAACCUUUUUUUAUUUAUUUUGUAAUCAAAAAACAUUAUCAGUAAAUUUAUUAUAAUAAAAUUAAUAAAUUAAUAAAUAAAUAAAUUGUUUUUUAAAACUAAACAUCUCUAAAAUAUAGUAAAAAUACAUAUAUUGUAAUAAUAAAAAUAAAAAAGAGAGAAUAUAUGUUUUAAUAAAAUGGGGGAUUACAUUAAAUUAGAAGUCCUAGAUUCUAAGCAAAAUGAUAAUAAUAAUAAAAAUAUAGCAGACGGAGCAUCAAUACCGACAUCUAAAAAAGCGAUUUUUAGCAUUCAAGGUAUGACUUGUUCGUCAUGUGUUGGCAUUAUAGAAAGCUUUGUAUCGAAUUGCGAGGGUGUUAUAUCGAUUCAAGUAGCAUUACUUCAAGAAACAGCAGAGGUUAGAUUUAAUCCUCAAAUUUUAAGUGAGGAUGACAUUAUAGAGCAAAUUGAAACAGUUGGAUUCGAAGCAAAACAUUUACAGCAAGCAGAAAAUAACACAGUAACAUUAUUAAUUGGAGGUAUGACAUGUACAUCGUGUGUUGGUAUUAUAGAAAGUUUUGUAUCAGGCGUUGACGGUGUUGUAGAUAUUAAAGUAAAUUUAGCAAUGGAAACAGCAAGAGUCGUUUAUGACCCAGAUUCAACAGGUGUUAGAGAUAUUAUUAAAGCAAUUGAAGACGUUGGUUUUACAGCUCAAGUUCCUUCCCAUGAUAUGGAUCAAUCAAAAAAUUUACAACAUGAAGAGUCUGAAAGAUUAAGAAAAACUUUAAUUUUGAGUUUUAUGUUUACAUUACCAGUAUUUGUUAUUGGUAUGAUACCAGGAUUUGGAUGGUUAUUUAAAAUAUAUGUUAUAAACAAUUUAAAUUUUGCAGAUUUUAUAAUGUUACUAUGUGCUACACCUGUACAAUUUUUCGUAGGACAAAGAUUUUAUAAAAAUGGUUACAAAUCGUUAAAACAUGGUGGAGCAAAUAUGGAUGUAUUGGUAGCUUUAGGUACUAGUUGUGCAUAUUUUUAUAGUAUAAUGGUUAUGUUAAUGGAUCUUUUCGAUACUACACCACCAGAUACAACAGCAAUGGGUGGAAUGAAAACAUUUUUCGACACAUCAGCAUCGUUAAUCACUUUUAUUUUAUUAGGCAAAUAUUUGGAAAUUAUAGCAAAAGGUAAAACAUCAGAGGCCAUUAAGAAACUUAUGUCCCUUCAAGCAACAAAAGCAACAUUAACCACAAUAGAUGAAAAUGGUAAAAUUUUAGAAGAACGUGAAAUAGAUAUCGAUUUAGUUCAAAGAGGUGAUCUCUUAAAGGUAUUACCAGGUAGUAAAAUACCAACCGAUGGUAUUGUUUAUCAAGGUCAAUCUCACAUUGACGAGUCUAUUAUUACCGGUGAAAGUUUACCAGUUUCAAAAAAGAAGGAUGAUAAAGUUAUUGGUGGUACCGUCAAUCAAAAAGGUGUUUUAAUAAUCAAGGCCACAAGAGUCGGAAGCGAAACAAGUCUUUCUCAAAUCAUUAGAUUGGUUGAAAAGGCCCAAACUGAAAGAGCUCCAAUUCAAUCUUUAGCCGAUAAAGUUAGUGGUUAUUUUGUUCCAACUGUCAUCUCAUUAGGUUUUUUAACAUUUUUCGUUUGGUUAUUUGCUGGUAUGUCAGGUUCUAUCGAUUCAUAUAUAGAUUCAUAUAAAACCACAGUAUUCCAAUUUGCCCUUAGAAAUGCUAUCUCUGUUAUUGUUAUUGCAUGUCCAUGUGCUUUGGGUUUAGCUACACCAACUGCUGUAAUGGUUGGUACCGGUAUAGGUGCACAAAAUGGUAUUUUAAUUAAAGGUGGCAGUCAUUUAGAAACUGCUCAUAAAAUUUCAGCUGUAAUUUUCGAUAAGACUGGCACUCUCACUACAGGUAAACCAAUUGUAUCAACUACAGGUGUUUUCGGUAAAUCUUUUGCAAAGAAGACAUUUUUCCAAUUAGUAGCAUCAGCAGAAGCAGCAAGCGAACAUCCUUUAGCAGGUGCAAUCGUAAACUAUGCUUUCGAAGUUUGUGAUGUCCAAUCAACCACUUCACCAACAUUUUUUGAAUCAGUUACAGGUUGUGGUAUCAGAGCUACCGUACAAAAUGUAGAGAUUAUGAUUGGAAGUUUGAAGUGGAUUAUGGGCGAAGGUAUUAAUUUGCAUUCCAAUCCAGAGAUUGUCGAUGUUCCAGAGAUUGAAGAUUCAGUUCGUCGUUUAGAGUCUGAUGGUAACACUGUUGUAUAUGUAGUUUUAAAUCAUCAAAUUUGUGGUUUCAUUGCAAUUUCCGAUCAAUUAAAACCAGAAGCCAGAGCCACCGUUACAGCCCUUAAAAAAUUAGGUAUAUUCCCAUGGUUGGUAACUGGUGAUAAUCCAAGAACUGCCAAUGCCAUUGCUCAACAAGUCGGUAUAACCCAAGUUUUCGCAGAGGUAUUACCAUCUAAUAAAUCUAAAAAGGUUUUAGAAUUAAAGAAACAAGGUAAUGUUGUAGCAAUGGUUGGUGAUGGUAUUAAUGAUAGUCCUGCAUUGGCCGAGGCUGAUGUUGGUAUUGCCAUUGGUGCUGGUACAGAUAUCGCUAUUGAAGCUGCUGAUAUUGUACUUGUCAAGAGUGAUCUAAGAGAUGUAAUUACCGCUAUUAGUUUAUCAAAAACCACUUUCCAACGUAUUCGUUUCAAUUAUUUAUGGGCAACCGUUUAUAAUAUUUUAGGUAUUCCUUUAGCUGCUGGUAUCUUAAUACCAUUCGGUAUAAGCAUUCCACCAAUGAUGGCGGGUUUAGCUAUGGCAUUCUCAUCGAUCAGUGUAGUUUUGUCUUCAUUACAUUUAAAAACCUAUAAAAAACCAGAAAUUCCAAUUAUCGAGGGCUCCGAAUUUGAAUCCAAUCGUAUCGAAAACGAAAGACAAAGAAAUUUAUUCAAAAAGAGCAAAAUUAUUUUUGAACCAAUUAUUAAUAGUAUUCAAAAAGAUAGUAGUAGUAAUGGUAAAAUCGAAAAAAUUUCAUUAUUAGCAAGUGAUGAUAUGGUUUAAUUUAAUUAAUCAGUUACAAUAAUAAUAAAUAUAAUAUUAAAAAAAUAAUAAUAAUAAUAAAAAAAAAAAAAACUAUAAGGGAAACAAAAUAAUUUAUUGUUUUUCCCAAUCUUAUUUAUUU